Molecule: messenger RNA, 1337 nt
Organism: Aspergillus nidulans FGSC A4
Lineage: Eukaryota; Fungi; Ascomycota; Eurotiomycetes; Eurotiales; Aspergillaceae
Exons: 2
Coding region: 310-1308 (332 amino acids)
Source: RefSeq, a predicted model, not a curated record
UGCUUCUCUUAUUCACUGAAUUGUCCCAGGGGAUGCAGCGGAGGGAUCAUUACCCAUAACAGGCAGGGCUUGCAACGAGAAUGGGUGUGUCUUGGCAUCGGCCGAGUGAUGAUUAAUUAGGGUUGCUUGCAAAUCAGUGAACAACAAUGAGUCGACCCAGGCUAUGAACAGUUAUAAAGGCUUAUAAAGCCUUCCACGACGAUAUGACCAUUCUUCUAGUUGCAUUCUUCGUUCUUCAGUACGAGAUACCGUCACCUGUCUCUUCACUGUAACUUGUUUCUCCCUUUCUGGGGUUUCAACAUCACCAUAAUGGGCCUCUUUCAGCCAAAGGUCAUGCCUCUCCCUCACGGUAUCGACCUUACAGGCAAAACCGCCGUAGUUACUGGUGCAACUGCAGGCCUUGGCCUCGAAACAGCCCGUCAAAUCCUACGCCUUAACGUCUCAACCCUCGUCCUCGCAGUUCGAAAUACCGAGAAGGCACAGUCCUGCGUCGCCGAUCUCUUCAGGGAUGCGGAUAUCCAAGCCCGUUUGACUCGGCCCGAUAUCCACGUUCUCGAGUGCAACAUGGAGCAAUACAGCAGCGUGAAAUCUUUCUCGGCGAAGUUGAAGGAGAGUAUUCCGCGCGUCGAUAUCCUCAUCCUUAACGCGGGGAUCCACAGCUUCGUCUAUGAGAAGACCUCGGACGGCCAUGAGAAAGCCUUGCAAGUAAACUAUCUAUCCAAUGUUCUCCUCCUCGCCGAGCUACUGCCAUUCCUUGAAUCCACAGCCGAGCAAACCGGCUCGGCCGUGCGCAUAACCUGGCUCGGCAGCCGCACAUACUAUCUCAGCAACAGCCUCGAGAAGUCCGAUAUCCUCACAUACGGCGGCGGGAUCCUGCAAUACAUGGAUUCAGAGAAGGCGUCUGCCAGCGCUGGGAUGAACCAGUACUCUGAUCGAAAACUUCUCUGCGCGCUGUUUGUCUAUGAGCUUGCGUCCCGACUGAACAGGGACAAGGUUACUCUCAACCUGGUUUGCCCUGGCAUGGUUAAGACGGACCUAGGCAGUAAUGGGCCAUUGUGGAUUCGGACGCUGAUUGAAAUUGUCAAGAUACUCCGGGCUAGGCCGGUCGAAGUUGGCGGAUGGCUUGUGCUCAAUGCGGCGGUUGUUGCCGGGAAGGAGAGCCAUGGGAGCUUGAUUGGGGAUAAGGAAGUUACCGAGCCUACCAAGUUUAUCAAGUCGAGCGCUGGGCAGGAGCUGCAGAAGCGGCUCUGGAAGGAGACAGUUGAGGAGAUGGCCACGCUGACGGAACUGCUUUCAGCUUUUGUCUAAUAUCUACCAAGCUAUCACCUAAAUAUUGU